This is a messenger RNA of Schistosoma guineensis, 2712 nucleotides long. NCBI's taxonomy places the organism in Eukaryota, Metazoa, Platyhelminthes, Trematoda, Strigeidida, Schistosomatidae. The record is from the annotation of a GenBank genome assembly.
AGUGGGAUCUAUAACCACAAGGUCACUUGUGGUCCGUCCUUGUUAGUAGUAUGGCGCUGCGAAUUUUCGUUGUGGUUAAAUUUAUUUAUGUACUUUAGAGUGCUUUAAAUACCGUUUUUUGUGGCAUCCUUUUUCCAGCAGAAUUUGAUUUCGAGAUAAGAAAAGCUAUCUACUAGCAUCAUUUUGUAUUCUUCCUUCCCUCCACAACUUCCAUAUGUCGAUAGUUUCUGAACAUCUGGCAUCAUCUAAUGAGUAUUUACUGCACAUAGUCCUGAAACUCGGACUACUGUCAUACAAGACGUAGAUGUACACUCCAGAAGUUUUAGUAUCCUAAUCUCCCUGUUUAGCGGAAAUUACAUAAAAAUUCCGAAGUUUCUCUAGAUCUGAGAAAGUCCCCAAACUUUUGGAAAACCACUAAACUUUGAGGAGGAGCAUUGGACUUUGUGGAAAACCCCCAAGUCCACCCAAAAUAGGGAGAUUGAGGUAUGUUACAGGAUUUUCUACCAUAAAAUCGUCUAGCAUAUUGGAUUAAGAUUGUUUCAAAGCCAUUUACACGUGAGUAUUGUCGCACAGGUAGUAAAGUUUAGACCCUUAUUUCUCCAAUAAUUGCUCACGGGAGUUUUCUGCGAGUCUAACACUCAUCUCAGGUUUUUUAAGCAAUAUGAAAUACUCUAAGGGGAACUAAAGUAAUACUCCGAUAUCUGGAGCUAAUCUUCAAUUUUUUUAUCACUUGAAGCACUCCAUUAAGACAGGCUUUUAUUGAUUCCUCAAUAUCCACUGUUUAAAUAUUCUGGUGUGCUGCAACUAGCAGCAACUACUCUGUCACAUUUUCACAAUAUUGGAUACCAAAAAAGACUAAUUGUUAACCAUUUAACAGUUAGUUUAGUUUUUGACUGGCGUUCCACCUAGGACACGUAAAUGGAUAGAUUCAGUGAGUCUUUAGGCCAAUAUAUUUUGCUUUCUAAUUGCCUGUUUUCUGUGUUUCGUUAUAUUUUAACUCUUCUAAAAACUGCAAUCGUUUUAAAUACAAAUAUUUGUUAUAAAAAUUGGACCUUAUUACAAGUUUGCUCAUCGUAUUUGUGGUUUCUUUUGUGAAGGAGGAACGAUGCACAGUUCUGCUUUCAGCCAUACUGAACCUAUGACUCUAGGUUCUCCUCCAGUAAACUCGAUUGGGACAGGGUCAAGUACUUCACCAAGCACUUGCCAAUAUCUUCCAGGAUUUUUAAUGAGUGAAAAUCCACAGGUCUUAGAGACGGUAUCGACAAGCUCAGAAUCUAAAGUUUCACGCCAAAAUGCAUUUUCACUUUCUGGGAAUUCGCACAAUAUACCAGCUUCACAGUAUAACAACAAACUGCAACCACGCUAUUUAAGUCAAGCUCAUGAUUCAAUUGGACGUCGUUUAACAUCACCUCCUACACGAAGUAUGUGGUCAACUGUUGGUGGUGCUGGUGUCCGUUCAAAGCCCAGCGCAGACAAUUUCGGUGGAAUAAAACACAGUACACCAAAUUAUACUCUUGGUUCAUCGACCAAUCCUCCUGUAAAACAAAUAGGUGUUAGUCCUUUCCAGUCGCCGGGUGAUUCUAGUUAUCAUCGAACACCUUUGCAUAAUGUUGUAAAUAAUCGCCCACCUUUAGUUGGGUCACCACUCCAUAAUAACAGUAUUCUUGCAAAUAUAAACGAUGGGAAUAAGAAGCAAGAUGUUAUUAGUACACCGGAUCGUUUAGCGGAGGCUUUGCUUUCACAUCGAAGUUCCAACGACUUUGAUAAUGCGAAUCCACAUGAUUGUUGGGUAACUGUUUUCGGGUUCCCUCCAUCACGAGCUGCAUUUAUUCUUAACCAGUUCGCUCAACUGGGUACAAUAGAAAAACAUGUGAUUACAAACAGUGGUAAUUGGAUGCAUAUUAAAUAUCAAAAUAAAAUGCAAGCUCAUUGUGCUUUAAAUAAAAAUGGUAAAGUAUUCGGGGAUAAUACCAUGGUCGGUGUAUCAGUCUGUAAUGAUUCGGAAGUUAUGAAUGAUGAAAAGUGUGGCCUGUUUUCAAAGCAAACAAACCCAUGUAGCAUGAAUGAUUCCUUAUUCCUUAGUCCAUCGAAUGUUCAUCAUAAUCCAAUGAAUAUGAAACGUACUACUGAUGAAAACUGUAAAACAACAACCGGUGCAAUGAAUAAAACACCAUUACGCGACUUAAGCGGACUAAGGUCGUUGAAUGGUGUCGGCGGCGUUGGUAAUGGUGCAACUAACUCUGGCAUUGAUUCUGCUAAUAUUUUUGCAGACAAAUCAGCAAAUAAUAUUGGAAGACAUAAUUCUAUGCGAUCAUUAGCUGCAUCGACACGACCAACAAAUUUAUCACGAACUACUAGUGUUCGACAGGAUAGAGAUUCAGGAUUAUUUUCUAAAGCAUUAGGUUAUAUGUUUGGCUGGUCAUAGAAACAAAAAAACCCACUUGACAUAUCGAUAUUCCUAUUCAAUAGACUGAUUUGUUUAAAUGUAUCAUUUAUUGUCGUUGGUCCAUGUCUCAAUAUUACAUACAAUCAGUUUCUUCUUCUUUUUUUUUAAAAAAUAAACAGUUAUUGUUUCACCUUCUUUUUAACCAUUUGUGAAAUAGAAGUAUUGAAUUAUCUUUGUACAACAAUUUUAUUCUUAAUUUUUUUGUUCACCUUAUUAUUCAAAAGAUUUUAUGAAGUAAACUACAAUAAAAAGAAGUAUUCGGUAUU